This is a messenger RNA of Phaeoacremonium minimum UCRPA7, 2064 nucleotides long. Its product is annotated as putative hydroxyproline-rich glycoprotein dz-hrgp protein. Lineage: Eukaryota; Fungi; Ascomycota; Sordariomycetes; Togniniales; Togniniaceae. The record is from RefSeq and is a predicted model, not a curated record. The transcript is spliced from 3 exons. Bases 1 to 2064 code for a protein of 687 amino acids.
AUGGCGACUGCAUCGCAGCCCGAAGCUGCUCCCCCUGAUCCAAAGGCGUAUUAUGGCUAUCUAUUUGGAGCUGACAAGACACCGACCAAGGUGCUUGAUGCUCUGCUGAGAGCCAUCGCCCAACACAUUAUUACCGAACUCGGCGACAAGAGCGAUCAUGCUCUAACGCCAAAGAAACUCGCUGCCUUCUACAAGGCCGUUGGAGGCGACUACGAUGGACUCUUCCUCCAGGCUCCCUUCGACUCCAUCUCCUAUAUCUGGCAGGUCACCGGCUGUCAGCACACGCUGCAGCCCUCAGACGAUGACUUCGCCGCCCCCAGCGUCCCCGCGCUGACUCCCAAGGGCUUCGUGCGCUGGGAGUCCAUCGAGAUCCUGCUCGGGCCCGAGGAGCAUGUGCCCUUCCUGCAGUUCGCCGUGCGCAACUGGGCACUCAAGAACCCGGACUCCGGCGAGGCGUUUCCUCUCGACCUGCCCAAGGAGGCCUUCCCCGCCGUGCCGGACCCGGACGUCGACAAGUGGCACAAGGCGUGCGCGGAGAAGCUGCGCAGGGAAGCUGCAAGUAAAGAUGACUCGUCGACCGCAUCGACAGCAUCUGCUGCUGCUGCUGCCGCCGCCGCCGCCGCAGCUUCGGCCGCAGCGUUCGCGGCGACGGCCGACCGAGUGAAGCAGGCGUACGCUCAUGUUCAUGCGCCACCUAGCGCAGCCAACUCUCCGCGCCCACGACACGAUCCCGAUUACUUCACACCCCCCGUAUCUUAUGUUCACGUCCCACCGUCACGGUAUCCCAGCGGUGUGCGUACGGCUACCGUACCUGGCGCGGUACCCGUCCGCGUGUCUCCCGAACGGUAUCGCCAGAACUCGUCGUCGGCUGACGAGCGAGCGCGCAGACGCUCGUGCUCCGACUAUCCCUCGCCGCCGCACGAGACCCCGAUCUCCAUGCACUCGUCCGGUCACCUCGACCCGCAGGCGCCGCGGGUCGUCAUCCCGCCCCGCCGGCACAGCCAGCCGCGGCACUACAGCUCGAGCUCCGAGUCGGACGACGACGUCAGCCCGCGCAGCACGGCCAAGCGCCGCAGCCACCACCACUCGUCCAACGAGCCCAUCUCCAUCCGGCGGUUCGUCCAGCCCGACGGCGGUGCUGCGAUGCCGCCCCCGGCGGCGCCGAACGCCCCGCCUGUCCUGCCCAUCCCGACGAUCAAGACCGAGGCCAAGAUGCGCGCCGAGGACAGGGACAGGGAGACGCGCGAGCCCCGCAGGAAGAGCUUCCCCAUCCCGCCCACCUGGCGCGAGAAGCUGUCGAACACGAUCUCCGACGUGCUGCCGGGCGUGGACCGGCCGCGGAGCAGCAGCCGGGGUCAUGGCAACGGGGGCGGUGCGCCGGUGGCGACGCGUCUGUCGCGGGAUAAUCUGCCUGGCUCGAGACUGGGCCGGAGCUGGUCUCACGAUGACGGCGAGAGCGACGAGGAUGACUCGGACCGUGAAAGGGACCGGAGCCACAGACGGAGGAAACGAGACAAGGAGUGGGAUCGUGAGCGCGAUCGCGACCGCGACCGGGACCGGGACCGAGACCGCGUGCGUGAUCGCGACAGAGACAAGGACCGAGAUCGAGACAGAGACCGCGAGAGGGACAGAGAUCGGGACCGCGACAGACGCGACAGGGAUCGCGACCGAGACCGAGACAGAGACAGAGACAGAGACCGGGACAGCUAUCCGGAGCGGGAGCGCGAUCGCGACAGAGACCGAGACCGCGAGCGGCGCCGGGGCCGCCGGCCGGACGAGGACUGGGAAGAGGCGCAGGACCGCCGCAUGCGCCGCGAGCGCGACAAGUACCUCUCGCGGCCCGAGGCACAGCGGCGCACGAGCAGCCACGCAGACAUUGACCGCCACCGAGACUCGGACUUUGAUCUGCGGGAACGCGAUAGGGACAGGGAUAGAGACCGGGACCGCGAUCGCGAUCGGGACAGGUUCUGGGACGAUAGGCGCCGGCGCGGGGAAGAGCGCCUGCCCAGCCCUGUGGUCACUGGCGUCAGCGGCCGGAAGUAUCCUGAGCCUGGCUGGAACUGA